GUGCACGUUCUUAUUCCAGUAAUCAUGACAAUGAAUCUUUUGAAGCGUUUACCGAACGAUAUGUGAAAUUUUUUGAAGGAGUUGACGAUCAGUUUGAAUUGAAAAGAGGUCUUAACAACUGUUUUGCUUAUGACUUAGUGCCGGCGCCAUCGGUCAUUGAAGCAUCUCUUAGAGCCGCCAGACGUGUAAAUGAUUUUUCUACCGCCGUUCGAAUUUUUGAAGGUAUCAAACAAAAAGUUGAAAAUUCUAGUCAAUAUAACCAGUAUUUGGAGGAAUUGAAACCUAUCAAGGAUGAAUUGGGAAUAUUGACUAAAGAGGAGAUGGACGGUUUUGUUUCUAAGACUCUUGUACAGACUUUGGGGUCAGAUCCUAGUGUAAAAAGUUCUAAAACUUUGGGUAUUAAUGUUAUUGUUACUGUCAAAGGUGGCAUAAAAUAUCAAGGCCUUUUAUCCCGUGCUUGUACAGAAAGUGAAUUGGGUGUUGUCUUGAAAUGUGCUCGAAAAGUCCUCUCUAAACAAGAUGAAAAGACCAUACCUAAUGGUAUGAUAAAUGAGUUUAUUAUAUUUGCAAGAGAUUUGAUGGAAAUUUAUGCUACCGGCGUAGAUUUUUCCUCGUCCGAAAAAACUUCAACUGAACGUGAAGAUGCCGAUAUUAGUGGCCGGACUGAAAUUAGAGAACGUGAACUUCAUAAAUGGACACCAGAUGAAUCGGGUGAAACUUUGAAGGAGUCUGCCAAUGCAAGUUGGGAUCAAUUUGCCGCUAAUGAACAAUUAUUCGGUUUGACAACCGAUUACAAUGAAGAGAUCUAUACAACAAAAUUAGACCGAUCAAAAGCAGAUUAUAAAGAACGAGAAAGAAAAGCCAUUAAUUUAGCUAAUGAGAUAACACGGGAACGCGGUUACAUUGUCGAUGAUCAAAUAGAUGAAGAAGAAAGAGAUCCAAGUAAAUACAUGCCACCACAUUUACGAAAACAACAAGAGCAACAAAUACAACAAAAUGGAGUGACGCCAGCUGUAAAAAAGACAGAGACAAAUAAUGAAGUUACUAAGGAUGCCAAAGUUAAACCGCCAGAAGAUAUAAAGCCCACAACAAAAUCCGCACAACCCGCCACAAAUCCUACCUCUCCUUCAUCUUCUAUACCGAAAAUUCCACCGUUUACACCAUCACCCUCAUCUUUGUCUAGUUAUCGAAUUCCAGAACACGUAAUGGCUUCUCUUCAGAUUCCGCGGUUUGCUACAAGCGAAAAAGAACGUCUUCAGCAAAGAAAACAAGCGAUUUUCAAAAAGGAAAUGGAUGGUAAAAUGGCUGAAUUACUUAAGUGGGGUCAAAAUUUCAAGCUGAAUUCACCGUUACCUGAAGAUCUUAUCCCAAUUUUGACUAAAGAUGAAACAAAACAACCAAAAGUAGAGUUUGUAAAACCAUCAAUUAAGAUUGAAGAAGUUCAACCACCAAAAUCAAAUGGAGAGUCAAAAACAACUUCUUCAGAAAAAGUCGUUUCAGAAAAACCUACUUCAGCAGCUGAUAAAGCACCACCACAGUUCCCUCCUACCAGAACUCCUGCGACAACACAGACGAACACUAAGUUAAAUGCUAAAGCACCUGAAUGGAAACCUAAUCCUAAUGCGGCAAGUUUCACACCGGAAGACAUCUACUCGCAAGCAGCUGCAAAUCAAAGUUUCGGUUUCGCUGCUUACCCAGUAGCUGCUCCUUAUCGAUAUCCUUCUGGUACUACUCAAUUUGUUGGUGUUCCACCUAUGCCCUUGCAGCAAGCGACUCCAAUGCCAUAUUUGCAACCAAGUUCUCCUGGACGCACCCCCAUCGUUCCUACUGGUAUACAUCCUCAAAUUUACCAACCAUACCAAAAUCAACAUGGUAAAUAA
This is a messenger RNA of Racocetra fulgida, 1880 nucleotides long. The record is from the annotation of a GenBank genome assembly. NCBI's taxonomy places the organism in Eukaryota, Fungi, Glomeromycota, Glomeromycetes, Diversisporales, Gigasporaceae.